AGCGGGGCAGCGAGGGCUGUCUUGCGCAGGCUCAGUCCUGCUCGCCCUCGCCACUGGAGCUCUGGUUGCGCUAGCGGACGAAGACAACCGUUGCGGUCAGGAAGAGGACGCGGGCGGCAAGAGCUAUGGUGCCCCGUCUGGCACCCGGUUGGCCUUCAUGGUUCUUCUGGUGGCGAGCGGCCCGCACUUACCGGGCCUACGGGCAGCCAACCACCCGGAACGGGGCGUCCAGGGUCCCCCUGGGCGUCAGCCCUCCGGGGCUCGCGGGCACCGGUCCCCCGGUUCGCAGAGGCAGCUCCCCCCCAUCCUCCCGGGGCUCCGAGGUGGUGCUGACCUGUGAGCGCUACCCGGUGCGGCGGCUGCCCUUCUCCGUGGUGUCUGAGGAAGACCUGGCCUCCUUUGAGCGCAUUGUUCCCGGGAGGGUCGUCACAGACCCGGAGGAGCUGGAGGCCUCCAACGUGGACUGGCUGAGAGCCAUGCGAGGCUGUAGCAAGGUGCUGCUGAAGCCUCGGACGACAGAGGAGGUGUCCCACAUCCUCAGGUACUGUCAUGGGAGGAACCUGGCUGUGAACCCUCAGGGCGGCAACACGGGCCUGGUGGGGGGCAGCGUCCCUGUCUUCGAUGAGGUCAUCCUGUCUACCGCCCUCAUGAACCAGGUCGUCAGUUUCCACAGCGUGUCUGGGGCCCUGGUGUGCCAGGCGGGGUGUGUCCUGGAGGAGCUGAGCCGGUACGUGGAGGAGCGGGGCUUUGUCGUGCCUCUGGAUCUGGGAGCAAAGGGCAGCUGCCACAUCGGGGGGAACCUGGCAACCAACGCCGGCGGCCUGCGGUUGCUGAGAUACGGCUCGCUGCGUGGGACCGUGCUGGGCCUGGAAGUGGUGCUUGCCGAUGGCACCAUCCUGAAUUGCCUCACCUCCCUGAGGAAGGACAACACAGGCUACGACCUGAAGCAGCUCUUCAUCGGGUCGGAGGGCACCCUGGGGGUCAUCACCGCUGUGUCCAUCUUGUGUCCACCCAAGCCCAGGGCCGUGAACGUGGCCUUCCUUGGUUGCCCGGGCUUUGCUGAGGUUCUGCAGACUUUCAGCACUUGCAAGGGGAUGCUGGGGGAGAUCCUGUCAGCAUUCGAGUUCAUGGAUGCCGAGUGCAUGCGGCUGGUCCGGCACCACCUCCUCCUCACCUGCCCAGUGCAAGAAAGUCCGUUCUACGUGCUGGUCGAGACCUCGGGCUCCAGAACGGAGCACGAUGCUGAGAAGCUGAGCAGCUUCCUGGAACAGGCCUUGGGCUCUGGCCUGGUGACCGACGGGACCCUGGCCACCGACCAGAGGAAAGUCAAGACGCUGUGGGCCCUGAGGGAGAGGAUCACCGAGGCGCUGAGCCGGGACGGCUACGUGUACAAGUACGACGUCUCCCUGCCCCUGGACAGGCUCUACGACCUCGUGACGGAUCUGCGUGCCCGCCUCGGCCCGCCGGCCAAGCACGUGGUGGGCUAUGGCCACCUGGGGGAUGGCAACCUACACCUCAACGUGACGGCAGAGGCCUUUAGUGCUCCACUGCUGGGUGACCUCGAGCCCUACGUGUACGAGUGGACGGCAGGCCAGCGGGGCAGUGUCAGCGCCGAGCACGGUGUCGGCUUCAAGAAGCGGAGUGCCCUUGGCUACAGCAAGCCGCCUGAGGCCCUGCAGCUGAUGCAGCAGCUCAAGGCCCUCCUGGACCCCAAGGGCAUCCUGAACCCCUACAAGACAUUGCCUGCCCAGGCCUGAUGGGGCGUCCGGGUCAGCGGGAGUGCUCUAGUCUUGGUUUUGCCCAUUGAGAUAGGCCUGCAGGGCUGGCCUGGGCUCUGGCCUCUGUCCCAUGGAGCCACCUGGUUGGAGGGGCCUCCAGGUGGGCGCUUCCCAUCCCUUCGCAGGUGGCACCCGCCUUGCUGGUGGUCCCCUGGGUCCCACCUGUGGGCCGCAGCUCUGGGAGGGGCCUGGUGUUUCUGCCCCGCACCGAGCCCCGGGCAGUGCGAGCCCCACAGCCCAGGCCGCGGCAGUGAACCCCUGUGAACAGCCCAGAGCACCGGCCCCGCCUGGGGCUGCAACCGACAGGGCCUGGCUCCCCAGGCGCUUUCCGGUGACAUGGGACGGGUGGCUGCUGGGACCUGGAGCGACCAUUUCCCCAACCGUGGUCAGAGCCCAGGCGUUUGUUUCUCAGAGUCUGCAGUUUGUGUGAAGAGUCCAUGCAGGUCAGCCCUGCGCCCCCGUGAAGCCCCCACUGCACACAGUGCCUGUGUUCCUGCUGCUUCAGUGACCCCCACGUGGUCCACCCUUGUUGACCUGUGGCCCCGGGGCAGGGCCGGCACUGCAGAGACCAUCUGGGAGGCGGGACACGUUUUCUCUUUCUGGCUGCCCUGAACUUCCUAUAGAAACAGAAUUGGUCUGUUGCUAGAAAAACCUUGUAAAAGCCUACAGUGACGUGCCCGUGUGCCAUGGUCCCUGAGCACCGGAGCAUCGGGGGCUGCCUCUGGCGGUGGCCGUCCCCCCAGACCCUGUCCUGCGCUCCCCAUGUGACUCAGAGCCCUGUCUCAUGUGGCUUUUCCACAGUCGUCAGAAGCAGUCAGCCCAUGUUCAUAAUGACUUUCAGUGACUGUUGUAUGACUAAGCAAGUCUGUUUUGGAGAAUUAAAAUAAUGCCUGAGGUGUUAAAA
Molecule: messenger RNA, 2682 nt
Organism: Artibeus jamaicensis (Jamaican fruit-eating bat)
Lineage: Eukaryota; Metazoa; Chordata; Mammalia; Chiroptera; Phyllostomidae
Gene: D2HGDH
Product: D-2-hydroxyglutarate dehydrogenase
Exons: 10
Coding region: 126-1757 (543 amino acids)
Cellular component (GO): mitochondrion
Molecular function (GO): FAD binding; catalytic activity
Source: RefSeq, a predicted model, not a curated record